Messenger RNA from Lachnellula hyalina, 651 nucleotides. RefSeq names its product Exosome complex component (gene Exosc1). The transcript has 2 exons. Gene Ontology annotation, biological process: RNA processing. Bases 1 to 651 code for a protein of 216 amino acids. Gene Ontology annotation, cellular component: nuclear exosome (RNase complex); cytoplasm. NCBI's taxonomy places the organism in Eukaryota, Fungi, Ascomycota, Leotiomycetes, Helotiales, Lachnaceae. The record is from RefSeq and is a predicted model, not a curated record. Gene Ontology annotation, molecular function: RNA binding.
AUGUCUGAAAUUCUCCCCAUCGCCGUCCCAGGCCAGCUCCUAGGAGCAAUCUCUGAAUACCUCCCCGGCCCCGGCACACAUAUCCUCCACGCCUCCCUGUACGCCUCAAUCCUUGGACCCAUCACCACCACCGCGCCCUCCAAACCAGCAGGUCCGCAGAAACGCCCUACGAAAAUCACCUCCGCAGCUCCAGUACCCCUGCCCACCAUCUCGAUCGAGCGCGACAUAACAUCGGCGAAAGAUAAAGAUGGGGGAAGUAAAGGGAAAGAGAUUCUGCCUGAAGUGAACAGCACGGUCUUGUGUAGAGUUACGAGAAUCACGCCGAAACAGGCGAGCGUCGCGAUAUUGGUUGUGGGUGAGACGGUGCUGGAUGGGGAGUGGCAGGGCUUGAUACGCGCGCAGGAUGUUAGGGCGACGGAGAAGGAUAAGGUGAAGGUUUUUGAGAGUUUUAGGCCGGGGGAUAUUGUGAGGGCUGUUGUGAUCUCACUGGGCGAUCAAUCCAAUUACUAUCUUUCGACAGCAAGCAAUAAUCUGGGUGUUAUCAUGGCGACCAGUGAGGCUGGCAAUUCGAUGUAUCCGGUUAGCUGGAAAGAGUACAAGGACCCUGAAACGGGAGCAAGUGAGAGCCGGAAGGUUGCGAAACCAUUUUGA